This is a messenger RNA of Aspergillus heteromorphus CBS 117.55, 1756 nucleotides long. RefSeq names its product CTD-interacting domain-containing protein. Lineage: Eukaryota; Fungi; Ascomycota; Eurotiomycetes; Eurotiales; Aspergillaceae. Gene Ontology annotation, biological process: mRNA 3'-end processing. The transcript is spliced from 5 exons. The record is from RefSeq and is a predicted model, not a curated record. Gene Ontology annotation, cellular component: RNA polymerase II, holoenzyme. Gene Ontology annotation, molecular function: RNA polymerase II C-terminal domain binding. The coding region runs from base 266 to 1510 and encodes 414 amino acids.
CUUCACUUCUGAUCUCCCGAGUCCCAGAUCUCUCUCAGCCGUCCUUCAUCCUCUUGAUUCGGACUCUGGCGGCUCUCUUUGCUGUCACUCUCUCCCCGGUGAUUGAGCGAUUGUCAUUCAUUUGUCCAUACGCGCCCAGGGAAUAGCUGAAUACCAGCUACCCAGAGCUCUGGCUUGCGACGAGUGAGACAUACUGUACUGGCACAUUAUUCAUUGCUUUUUCCACCGACCCCUUCGUCCUUGAUCAUUUGAUUCUCAAUCUACAAUGGCGUAUACGGAUGAUGCUGUGAAAGCAAAGCUUUCGGCCCUCAACGAGACACAGGAGGGUAUUGUCACGGUUGCGCAAUGGGUUAUGUUUCACAGGAGACAUGCCGAACGUACCGCGCAACUCUGGCUGCAAAAGCUCCGCGAUUCGCCAGCCCCGAAAAGAUUGAACCUGAUAUAUCUAGCGAAUGAGGUCGCGCAACAAUCAAGAGCGCGGCGAAAGGAAGACUUUCUCAUCGCGUUUUCGCCGAUCAUUGCAGAGGCCACAGCCACUGCGUACAAGGGCUCCUCAAAUGACAUCCAACAGAAGAUUCGUCGGGUGGUCGAAGUGUGGAGGCAGAGAGGGAUCUUCGAGAUUCCGAUCCAAGAUGCCGUCGAGGCUCGAGUGGACGAAAUCGACAAAUCGCGCUCGACCGGUAAGAAGCCAUUGCUAGGAGGAUCACUCUUCUCGACUUCGUCGGGCUCAACACCGUCUGAACUCCAACCUCUGGUUCCCCUGCAGGUAGCCCUCUCCAAAGCUACAGUGGCUUCCGCCGCGUCGGCCACAGCAGCCAAUGCGGAGUAUGAUAAGAUGCACGAUCCCAGCACGCCGUUGCCCACACCUCCAGUGCACGCCGCACGGCUCAGCCAGCUGCUGAAAGCGCUUGCAAACGCCGAGAGCUCUGUCUCAGAGGUCAUCAAGUCCCGCCUUGCGCUCAUCGACGGCUUGGAGAAGCUUCUUGAAACCAAUCGCUCGGCCCUGUCGAAGGAGCAAUCUAUGGCCACGCAGCUGGCGGAGAGAAAGGCGGAGACGGAAGUGACAAAGCGAGAUGUUGAGGAUGGGAUCAUGCGGGGACUGUCUGCUGAAAAUUCGCCCGCGAUCAAUCAUGGAGAGAUCGGAAUGGAGGCAGAAUCCGCUGCCCGUCCUGAGGUCGAGGCUCUCACUCCUCCGCCCGUGGAGGCCCUUACCCCUGUUGGCUCUCCCAAACAGGAGGCCCAAGAUGCGAACUUCGCUGCAGCAACCACUCAACCCCAAGUGCUGGGUGGCUUCACUCUGCCAGGAUUCGGACACACCGCCAAUCCUUUUUCUGCGUCAGACAUGCCUCAUGUGGCAUUGGAUGAGAACCAGCUGGAUGGCUCCAACGGGCUGCACGCCAAAAAGCGCAAGGUCACCCAUGAAGAGGAAGACUAUGCGCAGUUUGCAAGCGGUGAUCUGGAUGCCGAUGUUGCUGAGCUCCUGAAACAAGAGGGUGAUGCUCAGCAGUAGAGCCAUGUCCAUGCACCGCACGGGCGACACCAUAUGCCCAAAACAUUUCUUUGAUUCCCUUUGAUCCGAAUAUUUUUCCAUUUAUCUGCUCGGUCUGUAGUUAUUUCAUUCCUGGCAGGGGGGCACAGCCAUCCUUGCUUGUUACGAUAAUGGCUGGAUAUCCAAUGUCUAUGAAUCAGGAAUAUUUCUUUGUUUUUCUAAAUCUGAUGUCCGUUGGACAAGUAGCAAAUCCCCAAUCAAUUGAUC